Messenger RNA from Entelurus aequoreus (snake pipefish), 806 nucleotides. RefSeq lists its product as uncharacterized. The transcript is spliced from 2 exons. NCBI's taxonomy places the organism in Eukaryota, Metazoa, Chordata, Actinopteri, Syngnathiformes, Syngnathidae. The record is from RefSeq and is a predicted model, not a curated record. Bases 26 to 670 code for a protein of 214 amino acids.
GAUAUUUUGAUGUGAAAAUUGGGGCAUGACAAUCUGGUAUCGGUGGUGCCGACAUUUCCGUAUCGAUCCGCACAUCACUCGUUGCUGCCACGGCGGCGCGCACAUGUCCUCCUCUUUGUCUGCCUUCCCGGCGUCACUUGGCUGCCAUGGACACAACCCGCGGGCCGUCUUUGUCGUUUCCGAGCAUCCCCUGAAGCGCUCAUCGCUCUCUCUCUCUCUCUCUCUCUCUCUCUCUCUCUCUCUCGGCGUGUUUACUUACCCGCGCCACGGCGCUCCACUUCCCGCCGUGCCCACCUGGAACCUGCAGGAUGUGUCUGGCUGCAGGGCUGCUUUGUUGGAGAUGAUGCGCAGAUGGUCUCUCCGUGUGUUUAGGUUUAUGUGGAGCUGCACUCCUCCUUCCUCACCCUCAUUGUCAUCGUCGUCCCAUCCCGAGUGGAGCUCCAUGCCCGGGCUUCUUGGGUCAACAUGUGCCCAGCAUCAGCUGCCAGUGACGGCAGCACCGCCAGCAUCGCCCCUGAAGAAGACUUGGACAACAAUGCCAGGGCUGAGAACAGGCCCGCGGGCGACUCAUCUGGUCUUUACGGGCGACCUGGUGCCCACGGGCACCGCGUUGGUGACCCCUGAUCUAUCUACAUCGAUGUCUUUUCUGUGUCUUUACACUUGCAUGUAAUAUUUUCCUAUCUGUCCGCUUUUGUUUUUGCACGAAAACCCUUUCCUCCUCUCUGUAGGUCCAAUGAUGGUCAUUGGAAUGUUGCUAAAUGUGUUAUUAUAUAUAUUUACAAUAUUUGAUGUAAAAUGUACUUAUC